Messenger RNA from Asterias rubens (European starfish), 4716 nucleotides. RefSeq names its product serine/threonine-protein kinase Nek9-like. Gene Ontology annotation, molecular function: ATP binding; protein kinase activity. Gene Ontology annotation, biological process: protein phosphorylation. NCBI's taxonomy places the organism in Eukaryota, Metazoa, Echinodermata, Asteroidea, Forcipulatida, Asteriidae. The coding region runs from base 84 to 4004 and encodes 1306 amino acids. The record is from RefSeq and is a predicted model, not a curated record. The transcript has 23 exons.
UAGUGUGUGAGCGGUGUUUGUGCACUAAUCAACCGGCCGAUGUCAACUCAUUCAACCGUGACAACACACAACCAAACACCAAAAUGGCCGUCUCCAGUGGCGAAGAUGGAGUGCACUUCCUGCACAAUAAUAACAUUGGAGUUGGGGACUCGUCGUCAAAUGCCAGCAGUAGCAGUUUCAGUGAAUGUGCCCAAGAAGAACGAUACAGCCAUGUGAAAGUUUUAGGCAAAGGAGCUUUUGGAGAAGCGGUGUUGUACAGCAAAACGGAGGAUAAUUCUUUGGUUGUGUGGAAAGAGAUCAACUUGUCUCGGGCCAAUGAGAAGACUCGCUUGAAUGCACAGAAUGAGAUUGAUAUUCUAGCCAUGCUUAACCAUGCCAAUAUCAUCACCUACUACAACCACUUUGUGGAUGAGAGUGCCUUAUUCAUUGAGAUGGAAUAUGCAAAUGACGGAACCUUGUAUGAGAAGAUUGUUCACCAGAGUGACCUGUUUGAUGAAAAGGAUGUCGUUUGGUAUCUUUUUCAAAUUUUAUCUGCAAUAGAUCACAUCCACGGCAUUGGGAUACUACACAGAGACAUUAAGACAUUGAACAUCUUCUUGACCAAGCAAAGCCUGAUAAAGUUGGGUGACUUUGGGAUCUCUAAAGUGUUGAAAGAUACUGACAUGGCUGAGACAGUUGUUGGUACACCAUAUUACAUGUCCCCUGAGCUGAUGCGAGGCCAACAGUACAACACUAAAAGUGACAUGUGGGCAAUAGGCUGUGUGUUAUACGAAUUACUGACUUUGAAACGCAGCUUCGAUGCAUCGAAUCCACUGAAGUUGGUUUGGGGAAUCGUUCAGAAAGAAAUAGACAAAGAGACUAUUGAUCCGAUCUACUCAGCUGAAAUAAAAUCUUUAGUUUGUGAGUUUUUGUCAAAGGACCCAGAGAAACGGCCAUCAGCCAGUCAGGUUUUGAACUACCCCUUCAUGGCAGUUGUUAAAGAAGCUAUGGAGAAGAGAGUGUGGGCUUUGAAUGCCUCCACAAGGAAAGCCAGGAUGGCAAGUAGUACAGCUACAGAGAUUAUAGUGCCUGUCGUUACAUCCAAGACUAGUGAGGUGUACUACUGGGGAGGUGGCCGGUUGACACCCUCCAAGCUUGUAGAAUUCAAACAUGGAACUAGUGCCUUACAAGUUGCAGCAGGCAACCAACAUUUUGCUGCAGUCACCGUGGAAAAGGAGCUCUACACUUGGGCUAAUGUGCAAGGAGGGCAGGCAUUGGCUGGCCAGCUUGGUCAUGGAGACAACGCCCUCUACAAGAACCCUAAGAAAGUAGAACGUUUACAGAAUGUCAAGGCAGUGUCAUGCGGGGAAGAAUUCACAGCGUGCAUCACAGAUGAUGGUGACAUGUACACGUUUGGUUCUGACUAUUACGGCUGCCUAGGCUGUGAUAAUGAGGAGGGAGAUGAGGUAAACACGCCCAUCCUGGUAGAGUUCUUCACUGGUCGACCAGUAGAGCAAGUAUCAUGUGGAGAAUCCCACAUUGUAGCGCUGACCAAAGACAACGAGGUGUAUUCCUGGGGAUGUGGAGAAUUUGGUCGUCUUGGGCUUGGAGGUGAGGACGAUUACAGCCUACCACAAAAAGUUAAAAUUUGUGGUAGUAAAACAAUCCGAUCAGUGUGUGCCGGAAUCGACGGCACAUUCUUUGUCACAUCAGAUGGCAAGGUGUUAGCUUGCGGCAGUAAUGAGAAUAACAAACUGGGCUUUAACACCGUCACCAAAGGACUCAAAAAACGACAAGUCAAGGAGAUUUAUGACAUACCAUGGAAGGACAUUCCAGUAAUAGUUAAACCACUCAAUAGAUAUCACAUCAUAGCAGCGUCUACUGGCAAGGAUCAUUCAGCCGUCAUAGAUGAUACUGGGAGGUUAAUUACCUUCGGUGAUAACACGCAUGGUCAGCUGGGUGUAGGAGACUGUAAACCAAGGUCAGGGGUCAAUGUCAUAGCUGGACUGCUCAGUAGUAAACAGGUUCUUCGCGCUGCAUGCGGGGAUGGAUUUACUGUCAUCGCAACCAAGGAUAAUGAAAUCUUCUCCUUUGGGAAUGUGGACAGUGGAAGGCUUGGCAUCCCAGUUGACCCAGUCCUUACCCACCGCAAGAAGAUGUCUGUACCAACGCCAAAACCAAUGUUUGGUUCUCUCCACUUUGUGUCCGAUGUGUCGUGUAGACACUGGCAUUGUAUUGUAAAUGUUGAAAAAGUCCUGAAAUCUAAAACAAUUCGUUCACCACACCAAGACAGCUUCAUUUUAAGUAGAGAUUCCCGGAUAUCGGAUACGAGUCAGGACGACAGCGUCUUCACUAAUGCCAGCUACAACACCACAGAUAACGCUGCCAGUGAGGCUGCUUCAACUUGCAAUGAUGAGGAGCAAGAUGGACUGAGUGUGACCGACUCUGGUUGUGAUACAAACUCUGGAAAUAAAGACAAUAGUAUGCCUCCAUGGCUAGUAGCGGAGUUGGAAGAUGCUGAGUUUAUUCCCAUGGAGAGCAGAGAGCCCCCAACUCCUCAAAUUCUAGCCCCUCAUCCUCAAAACAUUCCUCAUGUGGACCACCCAGACCUCGUCUCCUCGAGCCUCUCAGCUUCCCAGAGCCAGAAAUCUCUCAACGCUAGUUCCAUAUCCAUCGGGUUGCCCAGUAGCAGCAGUCACCCUCCUCACCAUGGCCUUCCCCCAUCGGUGCCUCCACUGUGUCUGGAUGGUCUGUCUGGGUCUGGGGACUCGGUGAGGCUUCAAAUGAUCCAAAACAGAGUGAGGGAUGAGGAGAUUGAGGCUCUGAAUGAGAGACUUAUAUACCUGGAGGCUGAGAACAAGAGGUUACAUCAAAAGGUAGCCAACCAAGACAGCAAGAUUGACCAGUUGGAAAGAAAGAUCACCCCAAUACUUCGUAGAGACAAGAAGAUGUGGCAAUCUAUAGACACAUGGGAGAAGGAAUGUCAAGUUGCUAAUAGCAACCGCGCAAUCGUCCAAUCAACACCAGCCUUGCAGAAGGUCCGACGGAAACCAUCCCGUACAUCAAGUCUAAUUCUUUACCCUAGCCAGAAGCACCGACCGACGUAUGACUACGAGUCUAUAGUCAAUAAAAUGCUGGGGAAGAAACACGCAGUCAAACCCAAGUCAACCCCAAGUCUAAACCGUACAUCAAGUCUUGUUGUUUACCCAAGCCAAAAGCAACGACCGACGUACGAUUACGAGUCUAUAGUCAAUAAAAUGCUGGGGAAAAAACACACAGUCAAACCCAAGUCUAAACCAGAAAAACACGCAGUCAAACCCAAGUCUAAACCGGAUCGGGUUAAGUGUUCCGACCAGUUUGCGCAGACGGACCAGGCGGUUGAAGAGCCUACUAAGAAAUACAUGAAUCAAUUCAUACAGACAGACCAUUCUGAUCUGGAGGUGAACCCGGGCCCAGAAACACACCGACCCAGGCACAGCUAUAGGAUCUUCCUACCUGCUUCCAGCAGAAGAGUCAAAUAUAGAAAUAGAUACAUUAAUAUUGACAAUCCCCUGGGUGGUGCAAAGGGAAGCAGCGUCACUGCAUUGUCUGGUGAGACUGGAAGUGGUGAAGCAUCACAGGGUGAUCAAUCUGUCCCGACACACGGGUUAGAUGCCAUAUACAAUGAAACAUAUCCCACCACACCCCUUGACAUACCCCACGACAUACCCCACGACAUACCCCACGAAAUACCCCACGACAAACCCCACGACACACCCCACGACACACCCCACGACACACCCCACGACACACCCCAUGAUACAGUGGACUCUACAGACGAAAGGAGUGGUCCAUCUCAUAUGCUGGAAAAACAAACCACCACUGAACCCACCGCGUCUCAGUACAGAAAGAAAAUGCCAAAGUUCCUGCAGCACAAACGCAAAUAUGAUGUGAGAGUCACAGAUUCAAACUUGAACAUUAAGACGACUGGAAGGUACCGCUGUAAAAGUGACCCCUUAGUUCAGUCAGCAUCUUAUGAAAUAUGAAUUUAAAAAAAAAAAAAAAAAAAAAAAAAACAUUUAUCCCCUGUUUAUUUUUAUGAAAAUAAAUUGUAUACAUUAACUUAUUAUUAUGAUUUUAUUAAAUUAAUAGAGACCUGGCAAAGGCUCUGUCUCAUCCAUGUAUAUCUGCACUCCAAAUUGACCCAGAAUCUGGUUAGAAUUGACCAAGUUCCGGGUCCCUGGGGUAUGACCAAUUUAUUGGUCCGGCUGACUAGGAAACUGGUUCAAAAUUGAAUUAUUUUUAGCUUGGAUUAUUUGUCACUUUGACCAAUUUAUGGCUCAUUUUGACACAGAUUCCAAGGGUCGAUUUCACAAAGAGUUAGGAAUAGUACUCACUUAGGACUAGUCCUAGGAGAUAUAAAAAACUUCAGGCUGGUCCUAAGUUAGGACUAUGUGGUCGUAAGUUGGAGGAGUGACUCGUCCUAACUUGAGAUAAGAGUAGUCUUGACUCUUUGUGAAAUCCACCCCUGGACACACUGACCCAGAAAAGGGUCUGGCCCCCUGGGACCUGAAACCAGGUCAAUUUUGACCCGAUAGUUCAUAGAGUUUGGUUUAAUAUCAGUGAAUGCGCUGCAGAGAAUGAAAUAAUAGUCUGUGGUUCGUAUUGGUCAGCCCUGGUGGGACUUAUAUUAAAUUCUUUUUUGGUUUUUAACCAUAUACACCGAUGUGUGUAGCAUUGUAUACUUAGUACUUUCCC